Messenger RNA from Teleopsis dalmanni, 570 nucleotides. RefSeq lists its product as uncharacterized. NCBI's taxonomy places the organism in Eukaryota, Metazoa, Arthropoda, Insecta, Diptera, Diopsidae. The transcript has 2 exons. Bases 91 to 567 code for a protein of 158 amino acids. The record is from RefSeq and is a predicted model, not a curated record.
UUAAAUAAUUAAAGUAAAUUAUUUAAUGAAAAUCGAGUGAAACCAAUUUGAAGUGUCUUUAGUCUAACGUGCGGAAACGGAAACUGCAAAAUGUUGAGCGCAACAAUACCUGUGCAAAACACUCUUUUACUUGUAAUAUUUUCCCUUACACUACCAAAUUAUUUAUUGACGACAAGCAUGCCUAUUUCCCCGGACACUAGUUCCACUAAUUUAGGCACUUAUCCACCGGAACCCAAUGAAAUAUUGCCAAUACAGCCUGUAUUGCUCUAUCCUAAACCACGCCAACUGCAGUUACAAGCAAGAAAAAUGGAAAAGGACAACGAUAUCAUUUACGUGCAGUUAUUAAAACGCAAAAGUCAUAAACCCAAAAAGCGGCUUAAUGAAGACGAAAUCUUUAGAACAGGUGCAGCGAAGGAGCUAAGCAUGAAGGACAUAUUCUACGUAAAAGCGUUAGCAAACGGACAGUUCAGCCAUCAGAGAGUUAAGUGGUACCGCUUGCCGGAGUUCUACGCGAUAAGUGUUUACCACAAUAGCGAUCUGAUGAAGGACGAAAAAUCUUCACUUUAGUUA